AUGAUCGAUAGUCGAGAGGGGCAUUCAAGUUUUCUUGCUUUUCUGCGCUUUUUACUAGUGCUUGCUACCCUAGCACUUGCACACUUUCCAGGACCUGUCUCUGUAAUAUCUCCCAUUGCGAUGUCAGAGUCUACGGGUGAUUUCGAUGAAGUGUCUUGUUUUGAGCUGCGUCGGCGGAGAAAGCAUAUCCGCACUCGUUCUGUCGGUGUGGGUCUGGAAAACGCCAAAAACUUACCUCACCCCAUUAUCUCAUCCAAAGUAACUCCUCCGCCUCCCGCUGCCGCGGAGACUCUGUUCAACCACCGCCGUUCAGCUAGUUAUAGUGGAACCGGGGAAAAUCUCUUUGAGAACGCAACGCGAGCGGUGGAGCAGGCGGAGGAGUUCAUGAUGCAGCUGUGGGAGCGCGUCGGAUGGCGUGUCGUACACUAUUCGCACCUGCCUGAAUGGCUGCGCGACAACGACUACCUUCACUGGGGGCAUCGACCGCAGCUCACCUCUUUUGAGCAGUGCUUUCGCUCCAUUUUUCGAAUACACACCGAGACGGGUAACAUUUGGACCCACCUUAUUGGUUGUUUGUGCUUCCUCGUCCUGUGUAUUUCUUUUCUUGUGCACCCUGGUCUGGAUUUGCCUUGGGAUGAGACCCUCGUAAUUACAUUUUUCUUCGUCAGCGCCAUUCUCGCACUAGGCUUCUCCUGGACCUUCCACACUGUCUACUGUUAUUCCGAACCUGUGGGUCGUCUCUUCAGCAAAUUGGAUUAUAUGGGCAUCGCUUUAUUGAUAAUCGGAUCGUUUGUGCCAUGGAUACAUUACUCAUUCUAUUGUCAUGUCCCCUCCAAAAUCGUUUACCUAAGUGGGAUCAUCAUUUUGGGCGUAAUUUGCAUGGUAAUUAGUAGCCAAGAUCGCUUUUGUACGCCGAAAUACCGCAGCGUCCGUGCAGGGUUGUUCCUUAGCCUCGGUCUUUCGGCGGUCGUGCCAUUUGUACACUAUGUAUUCCUGGAGGGAUUCUGGAACACCAUGAACUCCUCUGGUGUGGGCUGGCUGGUUCUCAUGGCCUUCCUCUAUAUUACCGGUGCUCUGAUCUACGCCUUUCGCAUUCCUGAGUGUCUCUAUCCUGGAAAGUUUGACAUUUGGUUCCAAAGUCACCAGAUCUUCCACGUCUUCGUAGUUUUGGCUGCACUGGUCCACCUGAAUAGCAUUCUGGAGAUUGCAGAGUAUCGUCAUUCGAGGCGUGAAUGCUAUACUCGUCCGUAG
Messenger RNA from Echinococcus granulosus, 1251 nucleotides. Its product is annotated as ADIPOR-like receptor. NCBI's taxonomy places the organism in Eukaryota, Metazoa, Platyhelminthes, Cestoda, Cyclophyllidea, Taeniidae. Gene Ontology annotation, molecular function: signaling receptor activity. The transcript has 7 exons. Gene Ontology annotation, cellular component: plasma membrane. Bases 1 to 1251 code for a protein of 416 amino acids. The record is from RefSeq and is a predicted model, not a curated record. Gene Ontology annotation, biological process: adiponectin-activated signaling pathway.